AUGAAGCCCGGACACUUCCAGGGCCACUUCCACGACACGGCCGUCAACGCCCGCAUGAAGCGCUGCCACGACUUCCUGGAGAAGAACUUCACCGUGAAGAGCUCGAUGCGCCGCAUGGUGGACCUCGGCGACGGCAACGGCGCCGCGAUCAAGCUGGGCCCGUACUGCCACAUCGCGUCCCAGGACGGCGUGACUGUCGUCUUCACGGGCGAGGUCGCGCACUGGCCCGACGUGUCCCCGGACGCCGACCCCGUCGCGGACAACCAGAACAAGUACGUCUCGGGCGAGCAGGGCGGCUCCGAGGCCGACCGGCUCCUCAAGUACUACCGCGCGCUGCUGGACGUGCCGACGGUCGAGGAGGUCUGCGAGCGCGCCCUCGAGUCGCUCGGCUCCGUCGAGGGCCCGUUCGCCUUCGUCAUCUUCGACAGCAUGCAGCGCCGCGUCCUCGCCGCUCGCGACAAGGACGGCGCGCAGUCGCUCGACUGGGGCGUCACGAACGACGGCCUGCUGUGCUUCGGCACCGACUUCAGCAUGCUCGGCGAGUGCGUGCGCCCGACGGCGGUGCCCUUCCCGGCGGGCUGCCUGUACACGUCCGCGGGCAACCACAUCGCGGAGUCCCCCGGCGAGGAGGGCUGGGUCAUCGAGGGCGAGCAGUGGCCCGGCCACGUGUCGUGCUACAUGCACGGCAUGACGCGCCGCUGGCGGCCCGUGCAGGCGGUGCCGCGCGUGGACUCGCACGGGUGCAUCUGCGGCAACGUGUUCAGGGUGGCGAGCGAGCGCGACGUGCCCAACGUGCAGGGCGCCGCGUGA
Pedinophyceae sp. YPF-701 is the source of this 810-nucleotide messenger RNA. The record is from the annotation of a GenBank genome assembly. NCBI's taxonomy places the organism in Eukaryota, Viridiplantae, Chlorophyta, Pedinophyceae.